AUGCCAGAACCAGCAGCCCCAAUAAUCAAAACAACAGCCAAACAACCCAAACCAACCCCCCAGCCAACCCGCUUCACAAUCGACUUUAUCCUUACCGUGCUCUCCAAGUCCCUCUUCAACCCAUUCUUAGCAUGGAUUUUGGUCUUGUGCUUGCGCGCACAUGUCACGCCCCAAUCAGAUCCCGCGUGGAUCGCGACGGUGAGCUACGCCUGCGUCUUGACGGUGGUUUUCAUCGCGCGGGGCAUCAAUGAGCGCGUUGCACAUGGGACGCCUCGUACGGUUGAUGAUCGGGAGGUUGUGCUUGUUACGGGUGGGGCGAGUGGGUUGGGAUUGUUGAUCGCUCAGAUUUAUGCGAUGCGCGGGACCAGGGUUGCUGUGUUGGAUAUUAAGGAGAUUGAUGAGGAUGUGAGUGAGGUUUUCGGUGACGAUGUAUUAUACAUCGCGUGUGACGUUGGGGACAGGGGGGCGCUGGAGGGCGCGAAGGAGAAGAUUUCAGAGACGCUGGGAAUGCCGACUAUCAUUAUCAACUGUGCCGCUGCGAGGAUCAACGGUCUUCCGCUGCUUGAGUUGUCGGCUGGCGCAUUCGAGAAGACGAUCAGCACUAAUCUCCUCGCGGCGUUUCAUCUCUUCCAAGUGUUUCUGCCUGGCACCAUUGCUGCCGAGAACGGAGGAACCCUCGUGACCGUUAGCUCUGUGCUGGGCCAUUUGACCGCGGCAGGACUGUCGGACUACGCAGCGAGCAAAGCUGGACUGAGCGCGCUACAUCGAACGAUAGAAGCGGAGUUGCGAGGGUCGCCAGUAAAGACAUUGUUGGUGGAGGUUGGACAGAUGACCACGCCGCUUUUUGACUGGGUUCAGGCACCAAAUAAUUUCUUUGCGCCAGUCUUGGAACCAGUCCAAGUUGCCAGAGAAAUGGUUGCUGCGAUUGAUAGUGGUCGAGGUGGAGUGAUCAGACUGCCUGCAUAUGCAAAGCUCGUGAAUUGGUACGCCGUGUUACCCGCUGCAGUGCAACGGGUUGCGAGGCAUCUGAGUGGAAUCGAUGCUGCAGUGACUCAGAGUCGGCAAGCAUCCCAAAAGUUAGACUGA
This is a messenger RNA of Penicillium brevicompactum, 1086 nucleotides long. RefSeq names its product Short-chain dehydrogenase/reductase family protein. The record is from RefSeq and is a predicted model, not a curated record. The transcript has 2 exons. Bases 1 to 1086 code for a protein of 361 amino acids. Gene Ontology annotation, molecular function: oxidoreductase activity, acting on the CH-OH group of donors, NAD or NADP as acceptor. Lineage: Eukaryota; Fungi; Ascomycota; Eurotiomycetes; Eurotiales; Aspergillaceae.